Messenger RNA from Cuscuta epithymum, 3447 nucleotides. The record is from the annotation of a GenBank genome assembly. NCBI's taxonomy places the organism in Eukaryota, Viridiplantae, Streptophyta, Magnoliopsida, Solanales, Convolvulaceae.
CUUAGCUCGAAAUAGGCUGGCUAGCAGCUGCCAGGCCAAGUUAUUGGCCCGGAGAAUUUGAUCCGCCCAAAAAUGAUUGGUUUGUAGUUUAGACAGCCCAUCAUUACGUCGGCCAUACCAUCCAUCCCCUUACGAUUAGCUCCAUAACCAGCCAAGUUUUUGUCGAUCGAGAUUCCGAGCCCUUCAAACGAAACCUGCGUUUGGUGGAGCUUCGCAAAGGGCCGAUUCCAGAAUCGUCGCUGAAUCGCGGAGUUACCGAUCGGGUACCUGCUUCGCCGUAUGGAGGAUAUUGCCGAGCGGGAGGGUCAGUAGUUGGCGUGGAUGGUGGGGUGGAUCCUGUUCGGGAACUCCCAGACUGAACAGGGAUCGGCCUGGAGCUUCGCCGUACGGGCUGUGCAAGCCGGACAGAAGGAAGCGAAUGGUGGUAGAGUGGCCAGACCAAACACUAUUUAGAAAAGGACCCAAGCUCGGACCCGCAGGUAGUUCGGCCAAGCCCCGGCGGCAGUUUCCCUCCGCAGGUAGUUGGUCUUGUCCUUUCGCGUUUGGUGAGCAGUCCUUGGUGUCCAUAAAUGAUCGUUCGGGUAAUGAUAUAUGCCGAUCAGCUUGAGUUUUGAUUUUCCCGACCUUUGAUUUUGUCCUCCCGUUCAGGUAAUCUCCCAGAGAUUUGAUUUUUUCCUCUGCUUUGAUUGCCAAAAAUGGAUGGACAGGGUCACGGCCGGUAUAUGCUGGUUGUGCGCAUUCCCGUUCGGUAAACGGUGUUGCCUGUUGACCGAGCGGCAUUUAAACAGGGAUGGCAGCUCCCUGGCAUCCAUGGCUGCAGAGAGCACCUCGGGUUUUGCUGCUGGUUUGCGGUUGUUAGCUUUGGGCGUUCAGGAGCUUCCCGUUCGGGAUGUGAUGCCUUAAGGCUAGGUGAUGCCAGAGCAGCCGGGAUGCUCGAGCAGGAGGUGCUGCUGUCGAGAUUGUUCCUUUAAGGUGUCAUCAUAGCUUGGCCCUGUUCAUCACAUCUGUUCCGUCAUGAGUAUGUCUUAUACCGUUCGGCAUUCGGGCAGUGAAGCUUGUUUUGGAUAAUGAUGAAUGUCAACUCAUCCACUUGCUUUGUCAACUCACCCACUUAUGCUAUUGUCAGGCUUUGUCAUGCUUCUUUUGUAAAAGUAUGGAACCAUCUGGCCUUAUCCUCUCUGCAAGGUAUUAGGAAUAUGGGUCCCAGCUCCAGUAUUCCUCUUCCGUCAAUAGGUCUUUGAGACCAUCCUCCUUGACAUGUGCUUCGGCCUUAUGGAUGACUUUUAGGAUGUAGCAGUAGCAAUUUUAGGACAACAACCAGGCUGCUAAACGGGAUCUGGGAUUUCUUCUUUGUUUUUUGUUUUUCCAGAAUUGUUUCUUCCUUCCUCUUUAGUUUCUUGAUCCCAUCAGUAGUUUUUGGCAUAAAAAUAUUUGUAGAAUCAAAAACACAUGAAUCUUUUUGAAGCGGUUCCCACAGACGGCGCCAAUGUUGAGGUUUUGUCCCGUAGAUCCGGAAGCCCAACAUAAACUUCGGAUAUUAAGGACGAUGGAUUCGGCACAGUUGAAGGGCAAACAAGUAUUGCACAUGUGUUUGGCUCUUUUUGGAAUUUAAGGCUUGUAAGCCUUUUUCGUAGGUUCCAAACGGCCACCUAAAAAGUUAGUUCGGUAAUAUGAUGAGGAAAAGGUGGCACCUCCCAAUCUGGGCUCGUGAAUUUGUCUUUUGGUACCGUUUCUAAGACUGGGGAAUUACAACGGCCUGUAAGACUGGGUUUCCCCCUUCAUUUAACAAAUUCUUCAUUUUCUGCUUCAUACAUCAAUGUCUGGGUGGUCUCAGCUCCCUCCAGAUCUUAUAGACCUAAUCGCCAGACACAUAACUUCUGAAAUCGAUUUCAUCCGCUUCCGUUCCGUCUGCUCUUCCUGGCGAUUCUCCGUCCCGGAGAAACCCUACCGCUCUUGCCCGACCCGCUUUCCCGUUAUUCCAAAUGACGGAAUCUCUGAUGCUAGUUGGGGCUUUAAGCUCUUAAGGCGCACCAUUUACUUGAUCCGAUCACCCGGAGAUCAUGACAGAACCGCCUCCGCAUCCAAUUCCUGGAUUGUUAAGCUCGGUUCUGAUUCCCCGCACCGAUUGCGAUUGCUGAAUCCUCUUUCCAGAUCUCAUUUGAAGCCGCUCCCUUCGGAUUUCCCAAAAUGUAUUGAUGUCUCGCGAUACCCCAUUAUCGAAUUGGGGAAAGAGUACACUCUUCACUUCAUAAAUUCCAGGCCUUUGGCUAGUUCAGUUGGUGAGGCUGGCAAUUUGUAUAUGGAGAAGGUCGCCUUGUGUCCGGAUAAACACUCGUCAGGGUUCGUGCUUUUAACCAUUCAUGUUUCCGGGAGAUUGGUUGUUUAUAGAUCGGGUGCUUCGAAUUGGACAAUCAUCAACGACCUGAGUUCACCCUACGAUGACGUGAUCACCAAAGAUGGUCGCUUUUAUGCAGUUGAUAAUACUGGUAGGACUGUGGUUUUUAAUAUGGACUCCAUGGAUUUUAGUGUCAUUGCCCAACCUGUUUUUGAGGGAGACAAGAAAUUCCUGGUGGAAUCUUGCGGAGACUUGUUAAUGGUUGAUAAGUACUUAACUGUGGGGCCCAAGGAUGAUCUCGGAUACAGUGAAGGGUUUGAAUUCUACGAAGAGCUCGAUUGUUUGAUGAACGAGAGAACUCUGAAGUUUAAGGUUUAUAAAUUGGACGAAGAAGGGCAGCAAUGGGUUAGUAUUUCGAGUUUGAAGGACAGGAUACUCUUCUUGGGAGAAAAUUGCACAUUCUCUGCCUUGGUCUCUGAGCUUAAUUCUGAAUGCAAAGGGAACUGUAUAUUGUUUGCAGAUCUCUUAUUGUACGACAAGGAUGAAGAAGAUGAAGGAGGAGGUGUGUGGACAUUUCAUGGUAUAGGCAUGUCUGACUUAGAAAGCGGCAGCAUUGGUCCUAUUAGUAGUAAUGUUGGUUAUUCUGAGCUUUUUUGGCCUCCUCCUCCUUGGAUCUCAUCUACUUCAGAUAUUGAAAAGGAGAUGGACCAAUUGGGUAUUUGAAUUUGUUUAGUCAAAUAAGAUGUGAAGAGAUAUAUGUGCUCACCAAGCUGAUUCGAGGCACAGUGAUGAAGUAAUCCCAUUUCAUGAUUUUACGAACUAGUGAAAAUGUGCGUGUUCAUUCCAGUUCAUAUAUCCCUACUCUUUUAAUUGGGGAUGUAUGCAUACCCUCAUGUAAUUGGAGUUGGUGAUUUUAAUUUUUUUCAUCAAUUAAUUAGGGUUUAUGUUUACAUUUUGGUUGAAAUAAGGAAGGAUUCCUGGUUGAGGAUUUAAAAUUCAGUAAUGGGAAAAACACAUAGCAUAUAAUAACGUAUUAGGCGGUCAGCUAAACCAUAUUCUCAUAUAGUCAUAUACAAACAUCUAAGAGUAAGACUGUAAAAGGACUACUUGUC